Bactrocera neohumeralis is the source of this 1200-nucleotide messenger RNA. RefSeq names its product ficolin-2-like. The record is from RefSeq and is a predicted model, not a curated record. The transcript is spliced from 6 exons. Bases 61 to 1065 code for a protein of 334 amino acids. NCBI's taxonomy places the organism in Eukaryota, Metazoa, Arthropoda, Insecta, Diptera, Tephritidae.
AAGCGAGUAUUUAAGACACAGUCAUCAAUUUCGCAUUCAGUUUGACUGAAAUUGUGGAGAAUGGCGCUUCGUUUGAUAUUCUUGUCCAUUUUGUGUGGGCAUCUUUUGUAUUCCGGGAAUUGUGCAGCACCUAUUCCAAGUAGCGCCAAUGUAGCGCCAUUUCUCACCUAUCUUUGUGACGAUGAUUUAUUGAAGAGCGCGGUCAACAAGGUAGAGCAUUUGAGCUUGAAAUUAGAGAAUUAUAAUCUGCGUAUGCAAAGUGAAUUAAUGGCAAUGAAGGAGCAGCUUCUUCGCGAAGUAAAAACGAAUCUCGAAUUGCUAGAUUCGAAAAUUACAACGAAGUGUAAUGAAGCCAACAAAAAUGUGGUUGCUGCGCCCCCUGCAACUAAGAAACCAUCUUCUUGUACCGAAGCGAUGCGUCAAGAAAACGGGAAAUAUGCGGAGAGUGGUGUUUAUGAACUUAAUUUGCCUGAAUUUCUUCGUCACCCUUUUAAUGUUUAUUGCCUACGUGAUCCCAACGGCGGUGAACCAUGGACCAUAAUUCAACGUCGACAAAGCAACGACACCGACUUCUACCGCGAGUGGGUUGAAUAUGAACGCGGUUUCGGCGAUUUGAAUGCCAAUUUCUUUCUCGGCUUGGAUAAAAUACAUGCGUUGACUCACUCGCGAUCUCAUGAGCUUUGGUUUCAAUUUGAGGAUUUUCAAAAUGAGAAACGUUUUGCUAAGUACCAGAGUUUCGCUAUAGGCAAUGCUCAGGAUAAGUAUGAGUUAAUUGCGCUUGGACAAUAUUCAGGCACGGCUGGUGACUCGUUCACUUAUCAUCACGGUUCAAAAUUCACCACUAAAGAUAGUGAUAAUGACAAAUAUAGUGGUAACUGUGCAGUAUAUUUUAAGGGGGCUUGGUGGUAUAAUGCUUGUAGUCACAGCAAUCUGAACGGUUUAUAUUCAGGAGAAGAAUAUCCAAAAAGUCAGAAAGGCGGAGGCGUAAUGUGGUCUUCCUGGCGUGGAGAAUCCUACUCCCUCAAAUAUGUACAUAUGGCUAUAAGACCAAAGUAUUAUCAGUGAGAUGGUGAUUUGAAUUGAAAACCUUAGCUUCCAUAAAGUGUUAAACAUUACUGACGUUAAAGCUAUUAAAACAAACAAAUUUAACUAAGCAUAAUGUCUUAUAAAACUUAACAUAUUCUAUUUAGCAACAAAUAA